AUGGUGACUACCAAUCCGCGCGCGGCCAAUGCAUGUGAAUCGUGCCGCCGACGGAAGGUGAAAUGCUCAGGGGAUCAGCCCUGUCGCAGCUGCGUUAGGCAUAACUGGGAAUGUGUGCCUGGCCAUGCCGGCCGUAGAAAGUAUUCUGAAGCGUAUGUCCUUCCUCCUCUUCUUUCCCAGACAAUGCGGUCUUUUCGUUGA
Molecule: messenger RNA, 201 nt
Organism: Aspergillus nomiae NRRL 13137
Lineage: Eukaryota; Fungi; Ascomycota; Eurotiomycetes; Eurotiales; Aspergillaceae
Product: Zn(II)2Cys6 transcription factor domain-containing protein
Exons: 2
Coding region: 1-201 (66 amino acids)
Biological process (GO): regulation of DNA-templated transcription
Molecular function (GO): DNA-binding transcription factor activity, RNA polymerase II-specific; zinc ion binding
Source: RefSeq, a predicted model, not a curated record